AUGUUGAAUAAAGCGUCAUUAGCAAUCAAAUACUUGUUAUUUGUCUUCAAUUUGAUAAUAUUUUUGAGUGGAAUUUUAUUAUUAACCCUUGGAUUAUCAAUUCGUAACGUUUACAACCAAUAUGAACAAUUUUUAACAGAGCACUAUUUUACUGUGCCGUCUCUGUUGAUUGUCAUCGGUCUCACAGUUCUAACAGUAUCAUUUUUUGGAUGCUGUGGCACAUUUAAGGAAAACAAUUGUAUGAUGAUCACCUUCGGAUUUCUUUUAGCAUCGUGUUUUCUAAUGGAAAUCGUAGGCGGUUUAGCUGGGUUUAUAUUAUUGGAAAAAACUCAUUCUGUAGUGACAUCAAAACUACACGAAACUAUGAUGUUUUAUAACAAAACAACGCACAUAACACAUAUAUGGGAUGGACUUCAAACAUCUUUACAUUGUUGUGGAGCUGAGAAAUUGGAUGACUGGUAUCCCAUACUUGAAAACCAAUUACCUAUGUCUUGUUGUGGAUCAUAUGAUGGAGCAAUAGAUCAUCAGAAUUGUACAGCAUCUGAACCAACUGUUUACCAGCAACCAUGUUAUGUGUCAUUAUCAAAAAUUGUAAAAGAAAAUGCCAGUACGUUAAGUGGUGUUACUAUAGGAAUAGCGUUUUUGCAGUUGGUAGGUAUUAUGCUGUCAUGUUCAUUGUCAAAGUCUAUUCAAAAAAGUUAUAAACAAGUUUGA
Molecule: messenger RNA, 714 nt
Organism: Macrosiphum euphorbiae (potato aphid)
Lineage: Eukaryota; Metazoa; Arthropoda; Insecta; Hemiptera; Aphididae
Source: the annotation of a GenBank genome assembly